This is a messenger RNA of Penicillium odoratum, 1551 nucleotides long. RefSeq names its product cytochrome P450. Gene Ontology annotation, molecular function: monooxygenase activity; iron ion binding; heme binding. NCBI's taxonomy places the organism in Eukaryota, Fungi, Ascomycota, Eurotiomycetes, Eurotiales, Aspergillaceae. The record is from RefSeq and is a predicted model, not a curated record. The transcript has 4 exons. Bases 1 to 1551 code for a protein of 516 amino acids.
AUGGCACUCCAAACUGUCGCUAUUGCCGUUGUAACGGCUGUAUACCUUCUCAUUCGCUAUUUGAACCGCACCGAUACUCCCAAGAUCAAAGGUCUUCCUGAAAUUCCGGGUGUGCCCCUCUUUGGAAACCUACUGCAGCUGGGCGACCAGCACGCAACAGUAGCGGCCAAAUGGGCGAAGAAAUUCGGCCCUGUUUUCCAAGUGCGCAUGGGAAACAAGCGCAUUGUUUUCGCGAAUAGCUUUGAUUCCGUGCGCAAGCUAUGGAUUAAGGACCAGUCCGCUCUCAUCUCCCGACCAACCUUCCAUACUUUCCACAGCGUCGUCUCGAGCUCUCAGGGAUUUACAAUCGGUACAUCGCCCUGGGAUGAGUCUUGCAAGCGCCGUCGCAAGGCAGCUGCCACUGCCCUCAACCGACCGGCAGUCCAAUCUUACAUGCCUAUCAUUGAUCUCGAGGCCAACUCUAGCAUCAAGGAGCUUUACCGGGAUAGUAAGAAUGGCACCUGCGAUAUCAACCCAACUGCAUACUUCCAGCGAUUCGCGCUUAACACCAGUUUGACACUAAACUACGGAAUUCGGAUCGAGGGUAAUGUGGAUGAUGAACUACUUCACGAGAUUGUGGAUGUUGAGCGUGGAGUCUCCAACUUCCGCAGUACGUCAAACAACUGGCAGGAUUACAUUCCACUGCUGCGUAUCUUCCCCAAGAUGAACCACGAGGCUGAGGAGUUCCGUGUUCGCCGCGACAAGUAUUUGACAUAUCUUCUGGAUGUACUGAAGGACCGCAUUGCCAAGGGCACCGAUAAGCCUUGCAUUACUGGUAACAUCAUCAAGGAUCCCGAGGCAAAGUUAAACGAUGCUGAGGUGAAAUCGAUCUGUCUGACUAUGGUGUCGGCGGGCCUUGACACCGUUCCUGGCAAUCUGAUCAUGGGAAUUGCAUACUUGGCAUCAGAAGAUGGACAGCGAAUCCAAAAGAAGGCAUAUGAAGAAAUCAUGAGUGUGUAUCCUGAUGGUGACGCCUGGGAGAAAUGCCUAGUCGAGGAGAAAGUUCCUUACGUCACGGCCUUGGUAAAGGAGAUUCUGCGAUUCUGGACAGUCAUCCCUAUUUGUCUUCCCCGCGAGUCCACCAAGGAUAUUGAAUGGAACGGCGCAACGAUUCCUGCCGGCACAACCUUUUUCAUGAACGCCUAUGCUGCCGAUUACGAUGAAGACCACUUCAAGGAGGCGGACAAAUUCAUUCCUGAGCGCUAUCUUGAGAUUGGCGAAGGAUCUGGUACCCCUCAUUAUGGCUACGGGGCUGGAUCCCGGAUGUGUGCUGGCUCACACUUGGCGAACCGAGAGCUUUUCACGGCUUUCAUCCGUCUGAUCACUGCUUUUGAAAUGAAGCCGUCUAAGUUGGCUAGUGACCGACCCAUUCUGAAUUGUAUUGAUUGCAAUUCUAUUCCCACUGCCUUGACUACAGAGCCCAAGCCGUUCAAGGUUGGAUUUGUUGCUCGUAACCCCGAGCUAUUGGAGAAGUGGAUGGCUGAGAGUGAUGAACGGACCAAGGAUCUUUGA